AUGUAUGAAUUAGAUGAUUUUGGUAAUAAAGGAGCAUGGAAUACCGUUAAGAAAAUUGGUAAUAAUAUUAAAAAGAAUUGGAAACCAGAUUAUAUUAUUGUGAUCAGUGCUCAUUGGCAAAGUAAGGGAGAUAAUUUGAUUGAAAUUGAUUGCCCUCGAAACAAUGAAGAAAAUCCAUUAAUCUAUGAUUUUUACGGAUUUCCUGAUCAUAUGUAUAAAGAAGAAUUCCAUUCUAAAAAUAAUUUGUUUAUUGCCAAUGAGAUUAAAAAAGAAUUAGAAAAGAAUGGGUUUAAUUCCAGUCUUACAAAUCGUGGAAUUGAUCAUGGUGUUUGGGUACCGUUUAAAGUAGCAUUCAGUGACUAUAAUACACAAUCUAGACCCCAACCAGAGGUCAAAGGUUUGGAUUUACCAGAUACAUCUGUAAUCCAAGUUUCAUUAACUUCUAGAGAUGGUGAUUUUGCUAAACAUUUUAAAUUGGGAGAAGUUUUGAGCAAGUUCAGGAACGAAUUGAUUUGGGAUGAAUCGAGACAGAAGUAUUUAUCAGGGUUAAUUAUUUGUUCAGGAAUGUCAGUUCAUAAUUUAAGAGAUUUAGGUGCUUCCUUCCGUCAACCUAAACAGAUAAUGCCUUAUGUCAAACCAUUUAAUCAAUUAUUGACUAAAACAGUUGAAGAGAAUCAUGGCGAAAGUUUAUUACAAGCAUUUUUAGAAUUGAAAAAGAAUCCAUUAUUACGUCAAGCUCAUCCUACUUUAGAACAUUUCUUACCAAUAGUUGUUGCCGGAGGUGUUGCUUCGAAAUCCGAUGACAAUAUUAAAGAAGUUUACAAUGAUUCAAUGCUCAGUUUAGGUUGGGGUGUCUACCAAGUUGGCCAGUACAAUAACAAUAACAGCUCAAAAGUGUAA
This is a messenger RNA of Candida albicans SC5314, 900 nucleotides long. RefSeq lists its product as uncharacterized. Gene Ontology annotation, molecular function: zinc ion binding; ferrous iron binding; oxidoreductase activity, acting on single donors with incorporation of molecular oxygen. The coding region runs from base 1 to 900 and encodes 299 amino acids. The transcript has a single exon. The record is from RefSeq and is a predicted model, not a curated record. Lineage: Eukaryota; Fungi; Ascomycota; Pichiomycetes; Serinales; Debaryomycetaceae.